UGGCGGACGAGGAAAAUUGACCGGAAAAUUAAUAGAUGAACUUACAAUUUAAUACGGACUUUUAAUUAGGAGAAACUCCGAUUCAGUCGAAAAAAUACGGAAUGAAAUUUGGUCAACGUUAUAUCAUAAAAUGUUGACGGACGAGAAUCCAUAGCACGAGAAGUGUUCCAUCGGAGUAGACUCUUGGUGUUCUUGGCAGCGCAGUAAAGCGCUUGGUACUCUUGCAACAUACGAGCACAAGAUUCCAAUGCAUGAAGAUGUUUUCAAAGCGAUACAACCCAUUUAUAAAGAACUCAGCUUCGACAACCUUCUGUCACUCUGCUUGGGGGCGUAUUCUCAAAAUAGUAACGAGUCCUUCAAUGCUGUAGUGUGGUCAAUUGCUCCAAAAACGAUGUCUAGCGGUAAGACUAUAGUUGAUAUUGCGACCGUGUAGCCGUUAUUACUUUCAACGAAGGCUUGUCGGGUCUGUUUGUCGUUUACGAUGCUCUUGGGUUAACCGUUGGACCGAACAUGUACGAGUUUUGCAUGGGAUCGGACGCCAAUCGCGUCAAAGUCUUACAUCAGACAAAAUAAAGGAAGAAGAGGAAAAUAAGGACCAGGAAGGACAACUUUACGGCGCAGGGAUAGCUGACUGAAGAUAGAAAAACAAUUGAUAUGCCUGUUCAUUGUACAUAUGAUGUUCAGGAGUUAUCCGGUAGAACAAUAUCCUGUUCAAGACAAGGUAGACGUGUAAGAUCAAGAUGUCGUAGGAGGAAAAGUCGAAGUGGUACCAGAAAAGCGGCGAGUAGAAAAGGUUCAUAUAGAUCUAUUACCAAAAUGCGUAAAUCUAGGUCAAGAGCAAGGUCUAAUUGUAUCUUAGCUAGAUAUCGGAGGACCACUUCGAAAAAUCGUAGACCUCAGACAAGAAAGUCCAGACUGUGUAGAAGUAAAACUCGUCGUACUAGUUCAAAUAGGAGAGUGUCCUAUCAAACAAAUAAUAGACGAAAAAGUCGCACACGAUCAACAAAAUGUAUAAAAAGGCAACAAAGACAAUCGUCGGCCAGACAAGAACAGGAUGAUUCUAUGAUUGAAGUGAGUUUCGGGGAAGGAGAUAAUAACUCCGUUGUAGAAAUCGAUAUGUCUGAUGGAAAUCAAAUUAAAACAAACCACAAUGAAGAUGGUAAUCAACCAAACACAGUAGAGCUCAGACAAAGUAUUUGCUGUCAGUGUAAUACGCGAAAUCAGCAAUCAGAGGAUAAAAAAGACUACACUCAAAAUUCUAUAACGGUAACAUCUGAAGACGAUAGGUUGUCUGGUAUGGAAUCAAACAAUAUUACCUAACUGCUUUUUUUAUAAAUUAUG
Daktulosphaira vitifoliae (grape phylloxera) is the source of this 1341-nucleotide messenger RNA. RefSeq lists its product as uncharacterized. NCBI's taxonomy places the organism in Eukaryota, Metazoa, Arthropoda, Insecta, Hemiptera, Phylloxeridae. The record is from RefSeq and is a predicted model, not a curated record. The transcript has 2 exons. Bases 655 to 1320 code for a protein of 221 amino acids.